GGGGCCCCCCGACAGCUCGGACGGAGUCACGCCCUUCCACAUCCUCGCCCCGACGUCCUCCGGACUCCCGACAAAUCUCCAUAUUGGUCUCGACAGAGAAUCACGUCGUGGUAUCGUCCCACGUCCACGCGUCAACGAAGCGCUCCCCCCUUCCGACGUUAACGGGUCGUUCAGGCGACGGCACGUCUCUGACAGGAUGGGCAAUAAGAUCGCCACGUUUACCGACGAACAACUCGAAGACUACCAGGACUGCACCUACUUCACAAGGAAAGAAAUACUCAGGGUACAGAAAAGGUUUCGGGAGCUCGACAGCCAGAGGGUGCCGGAAGUCAUGACGGGAAACGAAGCCCACACCAUCGACGUGCCCAUGGAAAAGAUUGAGAAGAUGUCCGAGCUCAAGGAGAACCCGUUCAGACAGCGCAUCUGCAAGGUGUUCUCGCACGACGGCAGCGGCAACAUGACGUUCGACGACUUCCUGGACAUGCUGUCCGUGUUUAGCGAGCCGUCACCGAGGGACGUCAAGGUCUUCUACGCCUUCCGCAUAUACGAUUAUGAUGAAGACCAGAUGUUAGGGCCCAGUGAUAUCGAGAAGGCCACCGUGGCGCUGACGAGGAAUCAGCUCACCCCAGAAGAGGUUCAAAUCGUCGUGGAGAAGGUACUCGAAGAGGCCGACAUGGAUGACGACGGCAAGCUCUCUUUCACCGAAUUCGAGCACGUCAUUACGAGGGCACCAGACUUCAUCAGCGCUUUUCACGUUCGGAUUUGA
Molecule: messenger RNA, 766 nt
Organism: Ixodes scapularis (black-legged tick)
Lineage: Eukaryota; Metazoa; Arthropoda; Arachnida; Ixodida; Ixodidae
Gene: Cib2
Product: calcium and integrin-binding family member 3
Exons: 6
Coding region: 197-766 (189 amino acids)
Molecular function (GO): calcium ion binding
Source: RefSeq, a predicted model, not a curated record